CCCUGUGUUCUCCAAAGUCUUCACUGUCGACUACUACUUCGAGGAAGUGCAGAAGCUGCGCUUCGAGGUGUAUGACACCCACGGGGCCUGUGAGACCAGCUUCCAGGAUGACGACUUCCUGGGGGGCAUGGAGUGCACCUUGGGGCAGAUUGUGGCUCAGAAGAAAAUGACACGGGCAUUGCUGCUGAAGUUCGGCAGAAACGCUGGCAAGUCCACCAUCACGGUGAUCGCUGAGGACAUCUCUGGGAACCAUGGCUACGUGGAGCUCUCCUUCCAGGCCAAGAAGCUGGACGAUAAGGACCUCUUCAGCAAGUCGGACCCCUUUCUGGAGCUGUAUCGGGUCAACGAUGAUGGAAGUGAGCAGCUGGUGUACAGGACGGAGGUGGUGAAGAACAACCUCAGCCCCGUGUGGGAGCCCUUCAGAGUGUCCCUCAAUUCCCUGUGCAGCUCCAAGGAGACCCGCUCGCUGAAGUGCCUGGUGUGGGAUUAUGACUCCCGAGGGAAGCAUGACUUCAUCGGGGACUUCACCACCACCUUCGCGGAGAUGCAGAAGGCCUUCCAGGAGAACCAGGCCCAGUGGGAGUGUGUGAACGCCAAGUACAGGCAAAAGAAGCGCAAUUACAAGAACUCCGGCGUGGUGAUCCUGGCAGACCUGAAGCUCCACAGGGUCCACUCCUUCCUGGACUACAUCAUGGGCGGCUGUCAGAUCCACUGCACCGUGGCUAUUGAUUUCACGGCCUCCAACGGCGACCCGCGGAACAGCUGCUCCCUGCACCACAUCAACCCCUACCAGCCCAACGAGUACCUGCAGGCACUGGUGGCCGUGGGCGAGGUCUGCCAGGACUACGACAGCGACAAGAGGUUUUCUGCUCUGGGGUUUGGAGCCCGAAUCCCUCCGACGUAUGAGGUGUCCCAUGACUUCGCCAUCAACUUCAACCCCGAGGAUGACGAGUGUGAAGGAAUCCAGGGGGUGGUAGAGGCCUACCAGAACUGCCUGCCCAAGGUCCAGCUCUACGGCCCCACCAACGUGGCCCCCAUCAUCACCAAGGUGGCCCGCAUGGCCGCCACUGAGGAGCACACCGGGGAGGCCUCCCAAUACUACAUCCUGCUGAUCCUGACGGACGGCGUGGUGACCGACAUGUCUGACACGCGGGAGGCCAUUGUGCGGGCCUCGCACCUGCCCAUGUCCAUCAUCAUCGUGGGGGUGGGCAACGCCGACUUCACCGACAUGCAGGUCCUGGAUGGGGAUGACGGCGUGCUGCGCUCACCCCGGGGCGAGCCCGCGCUCCGGGACAUCGUGCAGUUUGUGCCGUUCCGCGAGCUGAAGAACGCCUCCCCAGCGGCUCUGGCCAAGUGCGUGCUGGCGGAGGUGCCCAAGCAGGUGGUGGAGUACUACAGCCACAAGCAGCUGCCGCCUCGAAGCCUCGGUGCCCACGCGGGAGACGCCAGCCCCGGUCCCGCCUCCUGAG
Molecule: messenger RNA, 1469 nt
Organism: Dipodomys spectabilis (banner-tailed kangaroo rat)
Lineage: Eukaryota; Metazoa; Chordata; Mammalia; Rodentia; Heteromyidae
Gene: Cpne7
Product: copine 7
Exons: 14
Coding region: 128-1468 (446 amino acids)
Biological process (GO): cellular response to calcium ion
Cellular component (GO): plasma membrane
Molecular function (GO): protein binding; calcium-dependent phospholipid binding
Source: RefSeq, a predicted model, not a curated record